Messenger RNA from Nicotiana tabacum (common tobacco), 426 nucleotides. RefSeq lists its product as uncharacterized. Gene Ontology annotation, biological process: root development; shoot system development. The record is from RefSeq and is a predicted model, not a curated record. NCBI's taxonomy places the organism in Eukaryota, Viridiplantae, Streptophyta, Magnoliopsida, Solanales, Solanaceae.
AUGGCAAGUUAUUCUGCAAAUAACAGAUCCAUCAGUUUGCCAAGCAGAUCACAUCCAGCAACUGAGAAAAUUGAAGAGGAGUUCAGCAAGUUCCAGACUUGGGAAAAUUCAGCCUCAUCAACUGCAGAAGCUGUUUACAAUGGUUUACUUGGUUUGAGAGAGGUGCAUAGGUACAUUAGUGAUCUUCUCAACUUGCCCCAGACUCUUCAAGCCCUUUCCAAAUGCCAAGAUAAAAAAUGGGUCGAUGAAAUCUUGGAUAAAUUUAUGAGAUUUCUUGAUAUAUGUGAGACAACAAGGGAGCUGGUGUCACAGUUUAAAGAAAUUGUUAAGGAUGUUCAGUCCUUACUGAGGAGGAGAAAAGGAGACUUGAGCAUCACCAACUACACUUCGUUUAGAAAGAAGAUGAAAAAAGAUGCUAAAUCUUAG